AUGGACCAAGAAGCCCAUCAGCGCGGCCGCGCUCUGUCCGCGGGGCAUCAGCGUCAGCCUCAUUUAAGGCAAUCCCCUUCUCCUUCCCCUGGUCAAUUUCCUCCCACGAACGAGACAAACGCCAUCCUUGGGUUGGGCCUCGACCAGUGUACUGCUCCCUCUCAAAGCGCCGACUUCACGUCGUUCAACGGCGCCAACGAUUUCCUCGACGGCCAACAGCACCACAACCACAACCACAACCAGGCUUUCGCGCACCCUUCCCUUCAGGGCCCCUCCAACUCUACCGCCUUCGCCGCCAACCAGAACCAGUCGGGCUUUCUCGACCCAAACUUCGCUUCCGGCGCCGACUUCUCUCUCUUUCCCGGUGGCAGUAACGGCUCAUGUAACGACCCUACGGCCGACCACUUCAGCUCGCCUCUCUUUGACCAGAGCUUCGGGUCUGACGAUAUGACUUCCAUGACAAUACCACCAACUCAUCACUCCUCCGCGCCUUCGCAUCUCCUCAACCCCGAUGCCCAUCACUCGCCAUCCUUCAACCAGCAUCAGUUCUCGUCUCCAUCUGGUGGCGGCCAUUCGAGGCACGCAUCUCUCGGCCCCGAAGCUGCCCUACUGCCCAGUCAGCUGAACGAAUGGAGCCAACCCCAGUUCCAGUCUCAUAGGAGGAGUCCUUCCGCGCAUUCUGAAGUGUCAUCGGCAGCGCACUCCCCGAAUCUCGUGGGCUCGGAUACAUUCGAUCCCGUCGACCACCACUCCCCCUUGCAGCAACCCUCGGACCCGGCCCUGUAUUCCCAGAUACAGGGCUUCGACAACUUUACCAUUUCUGACCCAACGCACAGUAGCCCGAACCUCCCUUCUCGGAGCCCCUCGCACAGCCCCAUCGUCUCUCCUCGCAUCCUUCCUGAAUCGGUGCCCGAGAUACAUCAACAACUACCCAACUUCAGCGGCAUGGGCAACCAGAACGCCGGUUAUACUGGACUCCAGGCUCACGAGGCCUUCCCCUCCUUUCAACAACACGGCGGCGGGCCUGAUAUGUCCCAGGUUGCCCCUUCGAUCAAUAUCGAGUUCGCCCCAACAGCUAAGCAAAAUGCUUUUGAACCUUCCAAGACGCCCAUAGACCAGGAUUCCUUGACCCCGCCGGAAAGAGGUCGUCCCCGUUCUCGCCCGCGCGCAUCGACGGAUCCCUUCAACAACGGAGGCAUUGUUGUAGGGCGAAUCCACAGCCCUGGCCUGUCCCCGAACUUGAGCUCCAAUACGGCUGCGCGGUCCGACGCCUCGCGAUCGCUUUCGCCCCUUGACCGCCAAGCUACGAGUCCGUCCCGUAGGCGUCAGUCGACAUCAGCAGUACCUAAUAAUGUCAUUGCUCUUAGGCUGGCGGAUCCGGAAUAUCAAAACACCCAGGACAAUGGCACCACCAAAAGGGUACAGAAGCACCCGGCGACGUUCCAGUGCAAUCUGUGCCCCAAACGGUUCACUCGAGCCUAUAAUCUGCGAUCCCACUUGCGGACGCACACGGACGAGCGACCGUUCGUCUGUACGGUCUGCGGCAAGGCGUUCGCCCGGCAGCACGAUCGCAAGCGACACGAAGGACUCCAUUCCGGGGAGAAGAAAUUCGUGUGCAAGGGUGAGCUCAAGGCAGGUGGGCAGUGGGGUUGCGGCCGGCGCUUCGCGCGAGCCGACGCGCUCGGUCGCCAUUUCAGGUCGGAGGCUGGUCGCAUCUGCAUCAAACCGCUGCUUGACGAGGAGAUGAUUGAGCGGCAAAGAACCCUGCAAGAACAGCACAGGCAGCAAAACAUGGCACAGGGCCUAGUCGCGCCUCAUUCCGCCAUGGCAGUGGAUACGGGCCCCGGGUAUUCCAUGGAAGCAACUGGCCAGUGGCUGCCACAAGCCCUGCUCGCCCAGUACCCUGUGCUAGCUGGCAUAAACUGGUCGGCGCCAGAUGCCAGUAGCGGUCUGGAGGAUGAGCUGUCAGGACGGUCGUCGUUCGAUGCCAGCGAUUAUGAAGGCGACGAAGGCGGGUACGUCAGUGGGCCGGGUACGGGCUUCGGCGACGGGGGAGUGAACCAGAAUUUCGGGGAGGUGGGAUAUGCCAGUGACUAUGGGAGUCGAUAA
Messenger RNA from Sodiomyces alkalinus F11, 2109 nucleotides. Its product is annotated as transcriptional regulator prz1. The coding region runs from base 1 to 2109 and encodes 702 amino acids. Gene Ontology annotation, biological process: regulation of transcription by RNA polymerase II. Gene Ontology annotation, cellular component: nucleus. NCBI's taxonomy places the organism in Eukaryota, Fungi, Ascomycota, Sordariomycetes, Glomerellales, Plectosphaerellaceae. Gene Ontology annotation, molecular function: DNA-binding transcription factor activity, RNA polymerase II-specific; RNA polymerase II cis-regulatory region sequence-specific DNA binding. The record is from RefSeq and is a predicted model, not a curated record. The transcript has 2 exons.